AUGUCAAGAUCACCAUCAUUAGGUUCGAGAUCCUACAAUUCCGUACUAGAUUUCAAAUCAACCACACCCACUCCCACCAGUCCGAUAGGACUGUCGCAAAACAAACAACUUUCGAAAGGUUGGGUUGUGCAGAAGUUUGGUGGUACCUCGGUGGGUAAGUUUUCCAGUGAGAUUGUUGACAAUAUUGUCAAGGACUUUGUGAAACUGAAUCAGGUAGCCGUUGUAUGUUCAGCUAGGUCGUCCAAAACAAAGAGCGAGGGUACAACUUCGCGGUUGAUUAGACUGGCGGAUUUGGCAGCCGAUAACGAGGACUUUGGCGCACUAUUAGAUGUCAUUGAAAAGGACCAUGUUGACAAUUGUGGCAGUUUGAUUGAACUGAGUGUGAUUAGGUCGCAAUUGGUUGAAGAUAUCAAACUGGAGGUAAAGCAUGCCCGUGACUUGCUACAUGCGUGCCAAAUCAUUGGAGAGAUUAGUCCUAGGUCGUUAGACUCGGUGAUGUCAAUUGGUGAAAAAUUAUCAUGUAUUUUCAUGACGGCAUUAAUGAAGGAUCACGGCUUAAAAGCAGUGUAUAUAGAUUUAUCUGACUUGAUUCCGUUGAAUUACGAUUUCACCGAUGGCUUUAAUGAUGAAUUUUACAAGUUUAUGGCGAGAGAAAUCGGUUCGAGAAUAAAUCAAGCCACAGAGGGCGAUCAGGAUGUUGUUCCUGUUCUCACUGGAUACUUUGGUAUUGUUCCAGGUGGGUUACUCAAUGGAGUUGGAAGAGGGUACACUGACUUGUGUGCAGCCUUGGCAGCUGUUGGGAUUCAAGCGGAUGAGUUGCAAAUAUGGAAAGAGGUGGAUGGAAUCUUCACUGCGGAUCCAAGAAAAGUUCCCAAUGCUAGAUUAUUGGAUAGUGUCACUCCUGAAGAAGCGGCAGAGUUGACCUAUUACGGAAGCGAAGUUAUUCACCCAUUUACCAUGGAGCAAGUCAUUAAGGCAAAAAUCCCCAUUAGAAUCAAAAACGUCAUCAAUCCUCAUGGGAAAGGAACAAUUAUAUAUCCGGACAAUAUUGCAAGGCGUGGUGAAGCCACUCCACCUCAUCCACCUGCAGCAUAUGAAACAUUACCUGUCAGUUACAUCACUUCACACAAGAGGAGGUCUGCUACAGCAAUCACUGCUAAGCAGGAUAUUGUUGUGGUCAAUGUCCAUUCAAAUAAAAAGACAUUGAGUCAUGGAUUUCUUGCGCAUCUUUUCACCACUUUGGACAAGUAUAAAUUGGUGGUUGAUUUGAUAUCCACCUCAGAAGUGCAUGUGUCUAUGGCACUUUCAGUCCAAGCUGAUCAAGAACACCAAUUGAAACAUGCAUUGUCUGAGUUGAGCAAGAUGGGUACAGUAGACGUGACCAGAAAGAUGACAAUUGUUUCUCUUGUCGGCAAGCAAAUGGUGAAUUUUAUUGGCAUUGCCGGAAAUAUGUUCAAAGUGUUGGCUGAUGAGAGAAUUAACAUUGAGAUGAUUAGUCAAGGAGCAAACGAAAUAAAUAUCAGUGCAGUCAUUAAUGAAAAAGACACGCUAAGAGCAUUGCAAUCCAUACACGCCAAGUUACUAGAAGGUAAUUACGUUUACGAGGGAUCAGAAAGUGGAGCCUCAGCUAUUGAUAUACGUUUGGAAGCAUUGAAGUUUGGAGAAUGA
Messenger RNA from Lodderomyces theae, 1668 nucleotides. RefSeq names its product aspartate kinase (gene HOM3). Gene Ontology annotation, biological process: amino acid biosynthetic process. Bases 1 to 1668 code for a protein of 555 amino acids. NCBI's taxonomy places the organism in Eukaryota, Fungi, Ascomycota, Pichiomycetes, Serinales, Debaryomycetaceae. The transcript has a single exon. Gene Ontology annotation, molecular function: aspartate kinase activity. The record is from RefSeq and is a predicted model, not a curated record.